Molecule: messenger RNA, 1635 nt
Organism: Stylonychia lemnae
Lineage: Eukaryota; Ciliophora; Spirotrichea; Sporadotrichida; Oxytrichidae
Source: the annotation of a GenBank genome assembly
AUGCUAGUUCAUUAGCACACAAGCAAUAAGAAUUUGAAAUAACUAUAUGAGCAGGGUUAUCACAUAACAAAUCAAGCGAACGAUUAGUAUAAUUCUGCAUUGAUGGCAAAUGGUCGCUUUAUGAUAACUAAAUCUAUUGGGAAAGGCUCGUUUGGUGAAAUAUUCCAAGGAAUUGAUACUUAAUCUAACCAAGAAGUUGCUAUAAAGAUGGAACACAAGCAUUGUAAAGUGAAAGUCUUAGCUGGCGAAGCGAAAAUUCUUAAGCAGCUGCAAGGAUUAGAGGGGUUUCCAAAGCUUUAUUGGUUUGGGCAGGAACACAAUCAAAACAUAUUAGUAAUGGAAUUGCUUGGUCCCAGUUUAUCUACACUCUUCAAAAAUAACGGAUCAAAAUUUUCUUUGCAAACAGUGUUGAAACUAACUGAUUAGAUUGUAUAUUGCAUAUCUCAUUUAUUUUUUAAGUUACAUCGAAUUGAGCUGAUGCACAACGCAGGUUAUAUUCAUAGAGAUAUUAAACCAAGUAAUUUUGUCAUGGGAGUCCCAGGAACAAAGAAUCAAAAUAAUCUGUACAUUAUUGACUUUGGAUUGUCAAAGCCUUACAAAGACAUAAAGAGAGGUAUUCAUUUCCCCUAGCUACCUCCAGGGCCACUUAGCAGAAGAGAUGACCUUGAAUCGAUUGCUUACAUGGUUAUUUAGUUUUUAAGAGGAAAUUUACCUUGGUAAGGAGCUGCUGGUGCUAAUAAGCUUGAGAAAUAUUAAAACAUCCUUGAAAUUAAGAUGUUGACAAUUGAUGAAAUUUUGUGCAAAGAACUACCUGAGUAAUUCUGCCGCUUUUUGAAAUAUGUCAAGGAUCUAGAGUAUGAUGAGAAACCUGAUUACAAAAGACUGCGUUUGGAGUUUAAAGUAUUGCUAAUGGAUACCUUCAAUCAGAAUGAUUCAUUCUAAUAUGAUUGGCAACUAAAGAAACAAAAAUCUUAAACAACUAAGAAACCUAUGAUUACUGUGGCUCCAUUACAAGCUGAUGAGUAGAUUUUACAAAAGAUAAAAGAGGAUGAAAAAUAAAAACAUUUGAAUUAGACAUAUCAAGACCAGUUGAAGCUUCCAAAUAAUCACUAAAAUAUGAAUGAAUAGCCAGAAGAAUCAUCUGUGAAAUAAUCCAAACUACAAGAGAGUGAGGAAGAUGUUAAAAUACCUUUGCUAUUUCAUAACUACGAAGGGUUUCCAAUUUAAGAGGAGGUUUAAUCAAUUAAUAUAAUAAACUAAGAUAUGGUGCUUGAUACAGAAAAUGAUUCUUUUUACAUAUAGAAAUAGGUGGCAGAAGAUACACAUGCUCAUCAUGCAUUUAGCUUAUAAGCAAACAUUUCCUCAUUUGCAUUUUAUCCAAAUUAAAAGGCGAAGAGCAGAGUUUUCCAUUUGACUUUGAAAUAAGAAUAGGCUAGGCUAAAUAGAUUAAAACAGCUUUAUGGAUAAUACAAAGGUCUCUGUCCUAAUUUUUUAUUUUCGAAGGAAAAAAAGGAUUCGAACAGCCUUUGUUCAAUGGAACCAAUUAUGAUAGAGAAAGAUAAUUAAGGACAUGUCCAAAUACUAGAACAAGUAAGUAAAAAUCCUUCAUCAAUUGAACACCGAGUGUUAAAAUGA